Molecule: messenger RNA, 1625 nt
Organism: Notolabrus celidotus (New Zealand spotty)
Lineage: Eukaryota; Metazoa; Chordata; Actinopteri; Labriformes; Labridae
Product: zinc finger protein ZFMSA12A-like
Exons: 4
Coding region: 114-1232 (372 amino acids)
Cellular component (GO): nucleus
Source: RefSeq, a predicted model, not a curated record
UCAAAUCAAGAAGAAGAAGAAAUAGGAAGCUACGAGCUGCUUUAUCAGACAGACUUCAGGGCUUUGAAUACAAAACAUUGGUUGCUGAAAUAACCCACGCCGGGCUGACUGUCAUGGAGGGGAUGAGUGCGUUUCAGUCUCAGUUAUCCUCCAUCAUGGAGAAACUGGUCGUGUCCGCCGUGACGGAGAUCAACCAGUUGAUGUGUGAGUACUGCGCCGUCCUCCAGGUGCAGCUGAGCCGGGAGACCCAAGACAACAUCACGGCGAGGGAGACACUGCAGCUUCAGAGACCUGUUAGCGGCUUCAUGCAGGGCUCUCUGCACGGGACUGAUGAAACAAGACCACCGCUGCAGGAAGAACAGGUGAAGAGUGGAGAAACUACAGAGGAGCAGAAGCAGAGAACCGUAGGUUUGGUAGACUGCAAGCUUGAACCAAUUACUGUUUGUGAUGAUCCUGAAGAUCAACCAAGGCUGAGCGUGGCUCCUCCUGUACACUCAGACACAUGUUCUCAGUCUGGGGAGAUCUGUCCACAUCCGACAGGACAGAGAGCACAGUUCUGCAGUGAACCUCCAGAGGCUAGCAAAGACCUAAACGCUGACUACAACCCAUCCGUAGAGAUGCAGUGCCGGUUAAGAUUAUCUCCAAGUGGAGCACAGUUCAGUGAGCUGGGAUUUCAUAUUAAAAGAGAAGUAGAGAGUCCAGACUUACAGACUCAAGGUGAAGAUGUAAAUCUGGGCUUUGAGCUCCAGCAAGGGAAUCUAUGUCAUAUGUACUCAGAAUCUGGAGCUUUCACUGUGGACAGCACCCAGCCUGACACCCAGAUGCCCUCAUGCUUCAGCAGCUUACAAUCAUCGGAAAACCAGCUCGAGCUGGGAACAUUGAAUAUGCCUGAAGUGUUCUCCAACAGGCAGGAUGCAGCAGACGGAGAAGCAUACUUUCACCAGUUUAGCAAAAGAAGGACAGUUCAGUAUCGGACACCUGGGCGCUUUAAGUGCGACUUCUGCGGGAAGGGGUUUCCUUUCCUGAGCAUGAUGAAAGGCCACAGGAUCUCACACACAAGGGAGAGGAAUCAGGUCUGUGGUCAGUGUGGGAAGACUUUUAUCAGGCGGAGCCACCUUAAGCGCCAUGAGAUGCUGCAUGCUGGCAUCAUGCCGUUCAUCUGCCAGGUCUGUGGCCAAAGCUUUGCUCGUCGAGCCCAACUUGGUUCACACAUGAAGACUCACAGCAUGUGAAUACUGGAAGUUUCUGUGUUCACCGGAAACAACUGAAUUGAGUGUGUGCGCAUGUCAUACAAAGAGGAGAGUAACAGCUUGGACAGAAAGUCCAAUGUUUGUUUCCUUUUUUUGAAACUGCUGUAAAAGCAAGAACAGGUGCAGUGAUUAUUUAAAGUUGCAGUAUUUUAAUAGACCACAAGAGGGCAAAACAAUCCCUCAAAGUCGACAUUGAUCUCUUUUAAAGCUUUUAAAGUCAUAAGAACACUGUUUUGUUUUGUUUUCUUUCUUUUUUUUUCUUUGGUUUUUGGCAGCAAAUGUUGGCAUACAGUGAGUGGAGAUGUUCAUCAAAAUCCUGCUUGUUGCUGUUCAAUCGUUUGAUACAAAUGUUAAUACAAACUUAUUUCAUGAAAA